This is a messenger RNA of Lagopus muta (rock ptarmigan), 787 nucleotides long. RefSeq lists its product as uncharacterized. The transcript is spliced from 4 exons. Bases 81 to 704 code for a protein of 207 amino acids. The record is from RefSeq and is a predicted model, not a curated record. Lineage: Eukaryota; Metazoa; Chordata; Aves; Galliformes; Phasianidae.
CCUCAGCGCCGCUCCGUCACUACAGCGACGCGCCGUCCCCGCUGAGUGACGUCAUCGCCGUGCGACCCGAGGAGGCGGCCAUGCGGAAGCGGCGCGGGGCAGCUCGGUGCUCCGAGCGGCGCCUCGGAUUCUACAGGAGGGCGUCCGGAGGGCGCCGGGGUUCAGAAAUGGAUGUUUCUCACAAAUCCUUGUGCAAAGCCCCACAGAAACAACGCCCCCCAGGGCCACCGGGUGUCACUGGGACAACCGCCGGAGGUGCCACCACCGGGAAAACCGCCUGUCCCCGAAGUUCUCGCUGUCACCGUGGAACCUGGGCUGUAGCAGUGAACCUUGAAGCCCCAUCAGCAUCCUACAGCUCCUGGACGGUGUCACCCUGGCUGCUCAUGACUGUCCCACGCUGUCCCCCCUGCCAUGGUGGCACAGGGCAGCGCGGUGCCAUCCUCAUUGAAGAGCCCUGCCUACAGCCGGACCCGCUGUCACCAUCGUCUGCCACGAGGACGGGGACGCACCGUGAUGGACUCUGUGCCACCACCAGCCAGCGUCAGGUGUCACCGUCAUGCGGAGGGGACACAAGCACCCCCUGGGGACCUGCCGAAAACUUCACCAUAUCUGGGCUUUCAAACAAGUCCUCCUGUAUCGCUUCUCUUACACCCAGCUCACGAAUCCAGGUCCAUUCCUGCAGAGCUGUGGUUAUUAUCUACUGAAAUACUGCAGACCUGGCCUAUCGGGGAACGUCAAGCUGGUCUUUUGCCUACGAAUACAUUAAGUUCCUGUUCCAGUUUCUCAA